Clonostachys rhizophaga is the source of this 843-nucleotide messenger RNA. Lineage: Eukaryota; Fungi; Ascomycota; Sordariomycetes; Hypocreales; Bionectriaceae. The record is from the annotation of a GenBank genome assembly.
AUGUCAAGCACCGACGACUGCUCGAUCGAAAGCUGCGCAGUCGAGCUCUCUUUGUACGGCUAUCGACCAAAUUUAGGCACCAACGUCUUUCUCACAGCCAUAUACUCUUUAGUCAUCAGCACGGCAGUUAUCAUCAUCCUAAGACAACAUCUGCAUUAUAUUAGGAAGUAUCUUGGAACUGGUGGAUAUGCAGAGCGCAUCAAAGGAUAUUCGAACCCUUUCGCCCUAGAUGGCUUCACAAUCCAGUAUGCCCUCCUGACGAUCGCCCCUGCUUUCAUAACCGCCGCGAUCUAUAUAAGUAUUGGCAAGCUCGCACAAAAGAUGGGGAGAGGUUGUCUCAACAUAAGACCCAGUCUGUAUCCUCGCAUCUUUAUACCUUGCGACGUUGUUAUCUUGGCCGUGCAAGCAACUGGAGGUGCUCUGACUACUUCCCAGACUUCAACUCCUGAGGAGGCCGCCAAUUACAAGGACGGGAAACCUCCCGGUGUCAUCAUCACCAUCGUCGGUCUUGUUCUCCAAGUUGUCUCACUCACGGUCUUUCUUGUGUUAUUCUCGGCCAUUUUGCUCGGGCAAACUAAAAGUAGAAGAUUGUCUGAGGCCAAGUCCGAGGAGCCUACGGCGUGGACAAACAGCACGCGCCUUUCAAUGUUCAUUUAUUCACUAGCAAUUUCUUGCAUCCUCGUCUUGGUUAGGUCUGCAUACCGAGUUGCAGAAUUAUCCAACGGGCUUGAUAGCGGGCUUGCCCAGAACGAGCGACUAUUUAUUGGACUAGAUGGAAUACUGAUUGCGCUUGCCACUGUCCUCCUCAUAGCAUUCCAUCCUGUAUAUCUACUCAAGGUUUAG